AGUAAACAUGCAAAAGGAGCUGACAGCUGCCAGCAUUUCAGCCAUGCCACUCUUCAGUCUCUCUGAUACCAAAGCCCGAGGCCCAUGCUUGCUUUACCGCUGUAAAUAUUGACAUCCAUCGCUUAGAAGCCCAGCUGAUUGGCGAAUUCGCAAAUCUAGUCUGCAGCGAACCCGGCAAUAUUCCAGGGUAGGCACGCAGCCUUUUUUUCUUUUUGUCUGGACUCGGCUCCUUACAUAAGCCGCAAACACGAACUGCAAGCCACACGCGCCACACCUGAUUCUCAGCUCCGGAAAGUCGCCUUCAUGGGCUCUUCAACUCGCCGUUUCCUGCCAGCGAACAAACGACAUUUCCGACGAUUGUUCAUGCAGCGUCCUUCAAACCGGGCAUUCAUGACAUGGCAAAGGGCCUUCACAACUGUCUGGUUUGAUUUAAUUGCAUUUAUCGCUGUGGCGAGUCCAAGAGGCAGAAUUGACAAGAGGCUAUCAUCUUACAAUGUCUCCUGAUCCACCCUCGAAAGAGGCAGCCCCAGAGGCAGUUGCCAAUGGCACUACAAACGAUGCACCAAACGGAAUCCCAAAGGAAGCCCCGAAAGAAACAGUGACGGAGGUGUCGAAGGAAGCUUCAAAAGACGUUUCAAAAGAAGUUGCAGCUAAAAGACCCUUCACUUGGACUCAACCACAUCCCAUAUUCGUCAUCAUCCUUGUAGGUACCGAUGAGCAGCCGUUUGGCAUUCAGAAAGACUUUCUCUGCGACCGCUCCGAGUUUUAUCAGAAAUAUUUCCAAGAAAACGCCGCAGAGCCUGCGAUAGAGCAUAUUGUGAAGCUUCCAGAUGCAACGCCCCAAGUAUUCGGGCUGAUACAAAGCUUUCUCUACACUGGAAAGAUUGGGGAUGAGAACAUCAACGCUAAUUCCUAUGAAUCGCUGGUUGGUCUGUGGAAGUUGGGUCACAAGCUUGCCAUCAAGGGGCUAUGCGAGCAUACGCUAGAAGCAAUGGUGGAAUGCCGACGAACCACUGGCCGCAUCCCGGCAACGCCUCUUCUCAUCCAAGUCUGGCGAGACACUCCCGAGGGCUCUUCCAUCCGAGUCUUGCUACUGUCCUGGGCUGCGGAAUAUAUGAGAUCUUCGGAUGCAAGAGCAGAGUUUGCCAAAUCAUUGCCCCAAGAAGUUUUGAGUGAGCUCGUAGUUACCAUGAGUUCAUUCGAGACGAUGGCUCCUCCAGCUCCUCCAACCCCGACCCCAGCCCCAACCGCCACUGCAGCUACAAUUGCCAUCGCUGCCGCUCCUCCGAGCUCUAUUAAAUCGUCCAGUGCUCCUAUUACGACGGUGAUUCGAAAAAAUGUUCAUUAUCUUGAUGAGCUGACUGAUGAAGAAGCCCUUGGUGCGAAGAAGAACAGGCGGUCGAGUGGCAUAUCCAGCGAUACUGGCUCAAGCCGCAAGCAAAAUCGCAAAUCUGGGUCGUCUCCUCCUCUGAAACCGCAGAGGAGACGCACAAGUGCAGCUGUUCUAGAGGGCAAAACAUUUUCAACACAGCAGAAGCUCGAUUUUUGUGCCGACCUACUUAAUAGAAUGCUGUCAGGGCCAGGAUUUUGGACUCGUCUAGUUGGGCCUUUUCGGGAACCAGUCGACCCUGUCGAGGACGGCGUGCCGGAUUACCUCGACAAAGUCUCAAGACCAAUGGACCUCAGCACGAUCAAGCAGAAGAUGGAUCAGAAAGAGUACGCAACCGAAGAGGACUUCCAGGCUGAUGUGCGCCAAAUCUUUGACAACUGCUUCACGUACUGGAAAAAGGGCGACCCGAUGUGGGCGGCGGGCGAGAGGCUCCAGCGCACCUUUGAAGAGAAGUUUUCGCACAUGCACAAGUGGAUUGCCAAGCUGGGGGGCGAAGAGGGCGAGUAGGGAAGCUCGGAGCCUGAAGAACGGAGAGGCCCAGGGAAAAGCUUAGCCAAGAGCCCGGUGAAGAAGAAGAGAGCUGUGACGAGGUCGGCGAAAACAAGUUGAUGGAAAGACUAGUACUCGUUUCCUUGCUGUAUUCUGGGGUGGCUGGUCUAUUGCUGUGUUUGCGUGUUUGGUAAGCUGAGAGAAGUGUCUGUUUUGUUUUUUCUUUUGGCAAAGAUAAUGGUCGUGGAUUUCAGUUGAUGAAGCUGUUGGCUUGUGCUAUUGUUUCAAGAUGGCUGGUGGUGAUUUGGCAGGAUGAGACGUUGAGGAUGUAAUGGUACUUUAGCCUUGGGUCAGUAGGAUCUAGGGCAAUUCUGUAGGAUUAAUGGAAUGUAUAAUAUGGUACGGAUAAAUAGCUGUCAUCACGUCUCUCUUCUCUCU
This is a messenger RNA of Trichoderma atroviride IMI 206040, 2317 nucleotides long. RefSeq lists its product as uncharacterized. NCBI's taxonomy places the organism in Eukaryota, Fungi, Ascomycota, Sordariomycetes, Hypocreales, Hypocreaceae. Gene Ontology annotation, biological process: chromatin remodeling; regulation of DNA-templated transcription. Gene Ontology annotation, cellular component: chromatin; nucleus. The record is from RefSeq and is a predicted model, not a curated record.